CUUUUCAAAUGUGAUUUUCAACAUAUUAACCAGUCUGAGUGAUUUUUAUCCUGGCUCUGUCUUUUAAAAAUUAAUUGAAAUCAAAAGGUUCCAAUAUCUUUAUUUUGGAGAAAUUAAGCUUGCAGCUGUGAAAACAUCAUUGCUCAUUUCAUGGAUUUAAUUGGAUUAUGAUUAGAGAUAAGUGUCUAUAUUUUUUGUUAUUGAAAGGAAAUGCUCGCUGUGAAUACACUCUAGAAUAAGAUUAACUAGACACCAACAUCAAUGAUAAUGUAGUGAUAUCUUUCAUUUAAUUUUCAGUACUAUGGAUAUCCAUUUGUUCUGGUGUAGAUUACCUGGGUUACCUAGAAAAAUGAAAUGGCCAGUAAAAGUGAAAGAAUGGCAUGAUGACAAAAGCACUUGUCUACUGUAGGUCUGAUGAUGCAUUACUCUUUAAAGAAGAAAAAAACAACUCUAAAAGCUUUUAAAGAGGACAUAGACUGGGCCUUGGCUGAAGUCUUGAAUGCAAACCAACAUAGUGAGGAGAGCUGUUCAGAUGAUACAAAUGACACCAAUGUUGAUGACAUAGAAAUGCAAGGCAGCAGAACUAUUGGAUGCGAUGAUGGUGGCCAGGAACUUCAAGAUAACAAGUCUGUUGACGACAAUAAUUGUGACAGUGAACAAAAAGAUAAUUCUGACGAUGGUUGUACAAACAUAUUUGUGGUGGAGAGUUGUUCAGGUGAUUAUGACAUGAAUGAUUGUCACAUGGAAAUUCAAAGCAACAACUUUAGUGGUAACAUAGAACAUCAAGGUUACAAAUCUGUUGAAAAUGAUAACUGUGAAAUCAAGCAGAAUGAGGAGAGCUGUUCAGAUGAUUCAAAUGAUGGCAAUGAUGAUGACAUAGAAAUACAAGACAACACGUUGUUGACAGAAAUGAUGGUGACAUGGAAAUUCAGGAGAACAAAUCUGUCAACGACAAUGAUGGUUACAUAGAAAUUCAGACAACAAAUCUGUCAAUGACAAUGAUGGUGACCUUAAAAU
Ruditapes philippinarum (Manila clam) is the source of this 1017-nucleotide messenger RNA. RefSeq lists its product as uncharacterized. The coding region runs from base 415 to 969 and encodes 184 amino acids. The transcript is spliced from 5 exons. The record is from RefSeq and is a predicted model, not a curated record. NCBI's taxonomy places the organism in Eukaryota, Metazoa, Mollusca, Bivalvia, Venerida, Veneridae.